Columba livia (rock pigeon) is the source of this 5578-nucleotide messenger RNA. It is a transcript of the gene CD36, whose product is annotated as CD36 molecule (CD36 blood group). Bases 1159 to 2574 code for a protein of 471 amino acids. Gene Ontology annotation, cellular component: cell surface; plasma membrane; caveola. The transcript has 14 exons. Gene Ontology annotation, molecular function: low-density lipoprotein particle receptor activity; scavenger receptor activity; low-density lipoprotein particle binding. Gene Ontology annotation, biological process: low-density lipoprotein particle clearance; long-chain fatty acid import into cell; lipid storage. The record is from RefSeq and is a predicted model, not a curated record. NCBI's taxonomy places the organism in Eukaryota, Metazoa, Chordata, Aves, Columbiformes, Columbidae.
AAGAAGAAACUUCAUAGAAAGCCAGGCAAAGAGACUUAUAGCAUGGGAUGCGUCUUGAGUUAGUACCUGUGGGAUGUAACCUUAUAGCUCCUGUCAUACUGACUCUCGUCAGGCUUCUGUUAACUCUCUGAGACAGCUUUUAUCUUCAUUAUGAUAGGCCUUGGCAGACAGGCUGCUCACUGCUGCUAUUUGCUAUAACUGUCUGGAAGGAGGUGCCACAAUCUGCAGUUGAAAUUAGAAAAAAAAAUAAUACAGUGCUUAAAACUUUAAUACUUUAAGAGUUUUUAAAAAGUACUUUAAACAGUUCAUAGCUGCUAUGAUAAAGGGAUCUAAAAAGGAUCCAAAAGAACAUGUAGAGCGAGUCAUAACACUGUCACUUGACUCAGAUGUUCAUUUAGACAACAAAAUUCUGAACUAAAGCCUGUUGAAAUCAUUAGAAAGAUUUCCAUGAAUUCAAACAGUUGUAUUCACAGCUGUGACCCCUCAUUCUGACCUGUCUCUGUGCUUUCUGUAAAUAUGUAUAACAAGCCCAGAUCUGAAGAGCUAUCUCUAGCAUAAAACUCCUUACCUGGCUUCCAGUGUGUUGCGAGGAUUAACUAGGAUUAGAUGAUGUUUGCAAAGAGUUAUUGCAAAGAGCAAAGUCAAUUAAGCUUGUUCUGGACUGACAGCAGGGACCUGACACUAAAAGCUGGGGCUAUUGCAGAGGGUAAGAAGCUCAGAGGCAGGGGUUGGUGUUGAAAGGACUUCUCAGAACUAGUCUUUCUUGCAAAGCGAAAGCGUGAAAGGGUAUUAUCUCUGUUUAUAAUUCCUUAUCACUUGAGACAGUUUAGCUACCAAGGAGUUUAAAAGGUCUCUGCAACUUUCUAUUUGUCUUUGUGGCUGAUGAAAGAUUGACUGGCUCGUAGGGCGCUGGACAGGCAGGGUUGCUCUAGGGUUGCUACAGCAACUUGAUUUUUCUGUGAGGAAGGAGCUAAGUUAGCAGGCUCUUCUGCAGCUCUCCAGUUCCUGGCGGCCAGAGCAGUGAGAGCAGCUCUUCCCCCACACAGCUACUUUCAGGAAGAUCAGUGAGCCUAUUGGGAGCAAGAAGUAUAAAAAACAUCAAGCCUUGCAGGGAGGAUAUUUUCACGUUGUCUGUCUGCACCCUGACAAAGGAGAGGAAUGGCCUGUAACAGGAACUGUGGGCUCCUCACUGGGGCCAUCAUCGGUGCUGUGCUGGCUAUCUUUGGAGGGGUUCUGAUUCCAGUUGGAGAUCACCUAAUAGGCAAAGCAAUAAAAAAGGAAGCUGUCAUUGCAAAUGGUACCAUUGCUUUUCAAAAUUGGCUUGUGCCAGGAAGUUCAGUUUACAGGCAAUUUUGGAUUUUCAAUGUGGAAAAUCCUUCAGAGGUAUUAGAGCAAGGAGCACGUCCAAAACUUGAACAAAGAGGACCUUACACAUACAGGGUGCGAUAUUUACCCAAAGAAAAUAUCACGGAAAACUCUGACGGCACAAUAUCCUACAUGUUGCCUAACGUUGCUCGUUUUGAACCUGAUAUGUCUGUUGGGACAGAAAAUGAUACCAUCACGUGCCUCAACCUUGCUGUUGUUGCUGCUCCUGCUGUGUAUACAAACACUUUUAUACAACUGCUACUGAACACUUGGAUUAAGUCUUCUAAGUCACAAAUGCUGCAGAACAGAACAGUGAAAGAAUUACUGUGGGGAUACAAAGAUCCCUUCUUAAACAAGGUCCCCUUUCCCUUGGACCCAGUUCUGGGAGUCUUCUACCCGUACAAUGGGACAUUUGAUGGACUUUACAGAGUCUAUACCGGGAAAGAAGAUAUUAGAAAAACAGCAAUAAUUGAAAGUUAUAAAAACAAAAGGAAUCUUUCAUACUGGGAAGGUCACUGCGAUUUAGUUAAUGGCACAGAUGGAGCAUCAUUCCCACCAUUUGUUAAGAAGGAUCAGACUCUGCGCUUUUUCUCCUCCGAUAUUUGCAGAUCAAUCUAUGGAGUUUACCAGGGCAAGCACGAGGUGAAGGGAAUCUCACUCUAUCGUUUCGCAGUUCCUCGUGAAGCUUUUGCAUCGCCUGCUGAAGUCGGAGAUAAUUAUUGCUUCUGUACAGAUCAAGUCAUUUCACAGAACUGCACAUUAGCUGGAGUCCUAGACAUCAGUGCCUGCAAAGCAGGAAGACCAGUGUUUAUCUCUCUUCCACAUUUUCUUCAUGCAAGUGAAUCUAUAUUGAAUGAUGUCGAAGGCCUGAGCCCAAAUGAAGAGGAACAUGAGACAUUUCUAGAUGUAGAGCCUAUCACUGGCUUUACAUUACGAUUUGCAAAAAGGCUGCAAGUAAACCUCCUUGUGAAGCCCGCACCAAAAAUUGAAGCUUUAUCAAAAGUUCAAAAACCUUAUAUUUUUCCUCUUCUUUGGCUAAAUGAGUCUGCUGUUAUUGGAGAUGAGAAAGCAGAAAUGUUCAGAAAUAAAGUCACUGGUCGGGUCCAGAUGCUGAGUGUGCUGCAGAUGGCAUUAAUGAUCGCAGGUUCUGUGCUGUUCGUCGCCUUCUUGGGUUCCUAUUUCAUAUGCAGAUCAAAGAAAUUAAAAUAACCUCAAUCUUCCAGGAUGCUAGUAACACACUCAGGAGAGGGCAUUGGGAACUAUAUCAGAAGACCAACAUUUUUUUUCCAAAACACAGCAUUAUUGUUGUGAGUUCAUGACAAUAGACAUUUUAUCCAAGACUGCUAAACUGCUCAGAAGUGCCUUCUAGUACUUCUCUGCGACAGAGGCCACACAGCUGCAGAUUCCUCUGCUCUUCCAGGACAUACCCAUGUUUAGGGUUCAGAGAACCCACUGUAAAUGUCAUUUUUUAUUGAGUGUUGGUUAGGGUUUCUCACUUCUCUCAGGCAUGCACCAUUGUCAUGCUGUACGAGCCCACUAAGACUAAAUAUACUCCUAUCAUGGGUAGAAUAACUAAGUGGUGGAUUAACGCACUGACAUCUAGGAAAACAAGCACAUUUUCUGAGUGAUUUAGAAGAAGUGCAGAGACAUGAAUGUUUUGGUGAAAAAUAUGUUGUAGUAAAAAGACAUUUAUAAGACGAAGACUUACCUCAUCACAUGCUGAAUUCUGAUUUUAUUUCACUACAGGCAACAAAAGACUUCAGAGGUAGUCAGUGUUUAAUAGAACUUUCAGCCGAGCAGUAUGUUAAAAUUCAGAGACAAAAGGUAUGAUUCAAGGCACAGUCGGUCCACAUGCUAUGGAAUUCAACAUGCUUUUCCAUUUUGAGAAGACCAACUCACUAACCCAAAUAAGCUGAUGUUUCCGAAGGCCCAUACUUGUGAUGUCACUAAAGAGGCCACCAUGGAAAAUAAGCUUUCAAAUAACUUUGAUUAUUUGAACUUUGUUACAAAUUUUAAAUGACAUUCAAGCAGACUGAAGUUGAGGUGCAGUUGGAUUUUAGUCAACCUUCCGCCAUUUAUGCAACUUGCUACUUUUUUUCUACUGAGACUUGCAAGACAAAUGGAAGCCAUUUGCUGACGUUCUGUCUGUGAGCACAGAUUGGGAAUGACAGCACCUUUGAGCUCAUUCUGUGCUCUAGAUGCUCUCAUUGCAAUAUUUCUUUCUGUUCCUUCAAGGUAUGGAAGCUGCUGCAAUAGAACUGCUCUCUGUCCUCUAUUCAGGGAUGUGAAUUGCGUUGAAUGUGAAGUUUAUUAUGUAAAGUUACUAACUGUAAUACGUGAAGUUAAUAAAAGACUUACUAAAAUAUGUGGUUUAUACAUUUUAUAUGGAGGUGGCUCAGACAAACGCCAUAGUCAUUCAUAUGUUGAUGGAGCUCAUCAACACUUGGCUCCACAGCUGUUUAGUCAUCUGAACCACUCCCUAACACCCAACCUGCUCAGCUGCUAAUUUUGUUGCCUCCCAUGUGCUUUUCUUUCUGGCUCUUGCUUGAACACCAGCUUCUGCUCUGCCCUAACCCCCCUUAGCCCAAGGCCUCCCCUAGAGAAUGAUCUGAUACGGAUACAUCACCUUUAAGGUCAAAAGAAAAUAUUUCAGAAUGUUCCAGACACAGGAAAGACUGAGAUAAUUACUUGGAUCAAACAUCAGAGGGUUCAACUUCCUUACUAUAGAAGAACUUAAAUGAAAACAGGUAGUCCCAAUUCUUUAAUGAUAAACCAUCUGCCACAAGGAAAUUUGUGCAAGCAUUUGUUUAAUGAGGUGCAUCAGCCUGUAGACAGGUAGCAAACACUGCCAUCUGCAUAAAUGCUUUACUUUUUCAUUUAAUCUGAAUGCCAUAUCUUAGAAAUGAGAGUUACUGGGGCAGCUAUUCAGUGUUGUGGGGUCUCUCCUUUUCCUGUGGAUUCUCUGAAUUCAGAAUGGGAUCCUAAGUUCAGCACUUUCUAUGAUUUCUUCUUGGAUCUUUUGUAUCCUUGAAUAAGAGCUGCAAAGAAAAAGAAAAAUCAAACAUGUCCAGCCUCUCAUAGCCUGGUGUUUGGAAAUAAUGUUACAACGGACUUUAAACCAGAAAGGUUUGUCUUGCUGGUAAAGGACAAUAUCUUUGGCGGGGUAUCUUUAGUAAGGUGCUUUUAUCCUUCAGAAAUAAAGGGAAAAAAACCAACAGACUAAAGUGCUGUUGUUUUAAUCCUAUGUUCCUUGUGGACAAAGUUACGCAGCUAUCAAUAAAGCUGAAAAAUCACGGAAGUCCAAAGAGAUUAUUUUUGAAGGCAAAGUCUAUUGGGUACGUUCAAAAUAAUGGCAGGAUAUGUGGAGGCAUGACACUCAAGGGAAGUUCUGCUCUCAGACACCCCAUGCAUUUGGUUGUUCAUGGUGCUUGUUAGUCAAAGAAAAAUCAGACCUUUCUCUCAUCUUUACAUUGUGGAUGGUGUCAUAUGUCAUUGUCUGUUCCCAUAUAUCAGUCUGGGGAUAGUUUGACACAACUUAAGACAUCCUUAGAGUCCUAUGGACUAGUCAAAAGGUAUGAGGACAUCUAAAGUCAUUAAGUCACCUUCACUGAAACAAGUAUAACUCUGCUAUGGUUCAAGGUCUGACACCAGGUUCUUAUUAUAAAAUUAGUCUUUUGUGCCAGAAUCUAACAGCGACACCUUUUCACAAAAACAAACAAGCAAACAAUCAGUAAUGCCUCUGUCAUUUUUGAUACAAUAACAUUUCAGCUUCAUUUUCUUUGGCUUCAAGUCCAUUGUCAGCAAGUUUGUGUUUGCUCUACUAGUGCUGUUUAGUGCCAUGUCAUGCUCCAGCAGCAGUGAUCCAGCAAACCAGGCCAUGAUUUUAAAUGUCUCAGGGCCCAAUUUUGCAUGCACAAAAAUACAUUUGUUCAUAUGUAUAAUCUCAUUGAUCUCAAUGUAGGUUUGGACUUUUAAACAAUGUUCAGCACCUAUAUUGCACUUGAAUUAUAGUUAUUUUAUCCAAAGCAUCAGUUGCAGUUAUUGUUAAUUCAUGUUAUUAAGGCUAGUGUUAAAUAUUUACAUUUGUUAAAAUAAUGCAGGAUAAACAUUUCUUAGAAAUGUUAAUGAACUCAGUAAAAGGAAAAUAAAGCUCAAACUCUUCUUUCUGAGAACCUGAUGUCUAAUUGUAAAUAAAGUCUUCCGUGUCAAAUAA